Messenger RNA from Octopus sinensis (East Asian common octopus), 885 nucleotides. Its product is annotated as cGMP-dependent protein kinase 1-like. Bases 1 to 885 code for a protein of 294 amino acids. The transcript is spliced from 4 exons. Lineage: Eukaryota; Metazoa; Mollusca; Cephalopoda; Octopoda; Octopodidae. The record is from RefSeq and is a predicted model, not a curated record.
AUGUCGUUGAGGAAAAGUCUCAGCGUAGCAGAAGAACUUAAAAUUGCGAAAAAAACAAUAAAGGAAAAAGACGAGGAGCUUGAAGCUCUCCGAACCCAGCUCCACAAACUGCAGUCCGUCCUUUCCUCUGUGAAUUCAUCAGCAAAUGUGACAGAGAUCAAUAAAUCGAAUGAUUCUUACGUUGGCCGUAACAAAAAAGAAGGAAUUUCUGCCAAAACUGCGGAGGAGACUGAACUGAGAGAAGAAAUAAUUCCAAAAUCUAAAGAGGAAACGUCUCUCAUACUUAACGCUCUGUCUGAAAACGACUUUUUCAAAAAUGUUGAUUAUGCGUCCCUCGAACAACUUGUCCAAUAUAUGGUUCCUCGAAAUUUCUCUAAAAAUUCUACAAUAAUCCAGGAAGGAGAUUCUGGGGAAGAAUUUUUCAUUCUAAAAUCCGGACGUCUUGAAGUUUCAAGUCUGGAGAGAAAACAUAUCGUUUUUCUAACCACGGGGAGUGUUUUCGGAGAAUUAGCUAUUCUUUAUAACUGUGCUCGUACAGCCACAGUGAGAUGUAGUCUUUUGUUUCAGAAGGUUUCUAGGCGUGGAGAAUUCUACUGUUUUUGUCCUCAACCAGCAAGUUUACAAAAAUGUAAUGAUUCGUGUCCUCCAUUUGUCGGACGAGAGCCAUUAGUGAUUUACAAGCAAAUCUUUAAAGGUGUGGCCGCCAUUGAGUUCCCCAAACACGUCGGAAAACGUGCUCGUAAUUUUAUGCUUUCCUCCUGUAAACCUUUUCCUUUGGAACGACUGGGAUACGGCAAAAACGGCAUCGACGACAUCAAAAUGCACCCGUAUUCUAGCUUAUCUGAUAUUCUAGUUUAUUUCAAGGGUUUGACUGGCCUAAAUUAG